Sclerotinia sclerotiorum 1980 UF-70 is the source of this 2376-nucleotide messenger RNA. RefSeq lists its product as hypothetical. Gene Ontology annotation, molecular function: ubiquitin protein ligase binding. The coding region runs from base 1 to 2376 and encodes 791 amino acids. The record is from RefSeq and is a predicted model, not a curated record. The transcript is spliced from 4 exons. Gene Ontology annotation, biological process: DNA damage response; ubiquitin-dependent protein catabolic process; protein ubiquitination. NCBI's taxonomy places the organism in Eukaryota, Fungi, Ascomycota, Leotiomycetes, Helotiales, Sclerotiniaceae. Gene Ontology annotation, cellular component: Cul4-RING E3 ubiquitin ligase complex.
AUGAACAAGACGAUGGGGGUUUCGCGCCCCGCUAUAAUAGAUUUAACAAGACCAUCGAAUUUUCAACCACAUACUGGAGCGAAGAGAUUAGUGAUUAAGAACCUAAGGGUAACUUCUCCGAGCGAUAAGGAGGAGUAUUUCAGGAAGACUUGGAACGAGCUAGAUGAUGCUUUGGAUUCGGUUUUUAAUAAUAAACAGCCAGUAUCACCAUUGGAAGUCCUGUGUCGUGGAGUCGAAUCAAUUUGUCGGCGUGGAAAGGAAAAGGCAGAUGAGCUAUACAGGCAUCUAGAAAACCGUUGCCACACACAUAUCAAGGAUAAUCUUUUGCCAGCUAUUUCACGCAAUGGAGAUUCUAGCACGGUGGAAACUCUGCGGACAGUGGAGAGAGUAUGGGGAAUUUGGAGAACUCAAUUGGUUCUGUUAAGAUCCAUAUUCAGCUAUCUUGAUAGGGCAUAUCUGCUAAACUCGAAAACACUUCCGCAGCUUGAAGAUAUGGGCAUACGGCAAUUCCGCGAAGUGGUAUUUUUGAAGGGAAGGGAUGUUAGCAAGACAGGAACACAGGUCAUAUUGGGAAUAUGCGAGCUUGUGCAUUAUGAUAGAGAGAGCUUGGAUUUAUUCGACUCAGUCCUUCUCCGAGCUUCCAUUGCUACAAUUCACAUUCUUGGUGUAUACACAAGUCUCUUCGAGAAACAGUUCCAGAAGAUUUCUUCAGCCUACCUCGAACAAUUUGCAUCAGAACGGAGCUCCUCGCCACUAAAAGACUAUAUAUCUUCCUGCGAUAAUCUGUUACAACGAGAAAGUCUCCGUUGUGAUACAUAUAAUUUCGACAGUACUACCAAGAAGACUUUGCUUGAUACCGCGCACGACAUUUUGAUCAAAAAGCGUGCUGAUGUUCUGUUGGAGACGGUAGCUGUUUCGAAGCUUCUUGAAGAUGAAGUAAUGGCAUCGCUUAAAUCUUUGUAUCAGCUUUUGAGACUUUCGGGAAUUCAGGAUCAGCUAAAGGCACCUUUCGCCAAUCACGUUAAAGUUUUCGGGUCAUCUAUUGCAAUGGACAAGGAAAGGGGUGAUGAAAUGGUUGUCCGUUUACUCGAGCUGAAACGGUCACUGGACGUCAUCAUCCGCGAUGCCUUCAACAAAGAUUCAGUGUUUACUUUCUGCCUUCGGGACUCAUUUGGACAAUUUAUAAAUGACCGCCAAGUCGCUAAGGCAUGGGGUACAGAUACUUCCAAAGUUGGAGAAAUGAUAGCGAAAUAUAUGGAUACUUUGUUGCGUGGAGGGCUCAAAGCUGUACCUCGUUCUCUUGUAUCCGACGCCACAGAUCGGAAUGAGGCUGAGAAGAAAGGACAAGCCAGUACCGGCGACGAGGACGCAGAAUUAGACCGUCAACUGGAACAAGGCCUUGAGCUGUUUCGCUUCAUCGAAGGUAAAGAUGUUUUUGAAGCGUUUUAUAAAAGAGAUUUGGCACGCCGGUUGUUGAUGGCACGCAGUGCAAGCCAAGAUGCGGAGAGGAAUAUGCUUGCUAAGUUAAGGGGCGAAUGUGGUAACAGUUUCACUCAUAACCUUGAGUCGAUGUUCAAGGAUCAAGAAAUUUCUCGAGAUGAAAUGAUAUCAUAUAAGCAGUCACUCAGCAACACAAGCAAAACCACACUGGAUCUCCAAGUCAGUGUCCUCUCAUCUGCUGCUUGGCCAACGUAUCCGGAUAUUGAAGUCAACCUCCCUGCGGAAGUCGCAAAACAUAUUGAAAAGUAUGACCGGCAUUAUAAGCACAAACACAGUGGGCGUCGAUUGACUUGGAAACAUUCUCUUGCACACAGCAUCGUCAGGGCAACGUUCAACAAGGGUGUAAAGGAACUCCUAGUUAGUGGUUUUCAAGCUGUUGUGCUCGUUCUCUUUAAUGAGCUCGAGGAUGGUGGCCAUCUUUCCUACACGGAUAUUUCCAAAGCAACGGGUCUUGUCGAUGGUGAAUUGAAACGAACCCUGCAAUCACUUGCAUGUGCCAAAGUCCGACCCUUAACUAAGUACCCUAAAGGCAAAGAAAUCAGUGAGACUGAUACGUUUACCAUCAACCUCAAUUUCUCAGAUCCAAAAUUUAGGAUCAAGAUUAACCAAAUUCAAUUGAAAGAGACCAAGGAGGAGAAUAAAGAAACGCACGAAAAGGUUAUUCAGGAUAGAAGCUUUGAAACUCAGGCUGCUAUUGUUAGAAUCAUGAAGUCAAGAAAGACGAUGACGCAUCAGAAUUUGGUAGCGGAGGUCAUAAAUCAAACCAAAGGGAGAGGUGCAGUAGAACCGGCGGAAAUCAAGAAACAUAUUGAGAAAUUAAUCGAAAAGGACUAUAUCGAGCGCGAAGAUGGCGGAAUUUAUACAUAUCUAGCAUAG